AUUUCCGGUCUCCAUUUUAUUAUAGCUAGCAGCUCAUGUCGCAGCUACAGACAGGCGUUUCGACGGAAGACUGCAAACGGAUCGAAUAUUAGUGUUGGUUUUACAAUAAGUUUCUCAUUCACGUUUGCGGAGUAUCAAUUUGUUUUGAAAAUUGAGACCUGUUGAAAUGGCAGAUCCAGCCAUGCACCGAGAUUGCCCUCUCGACUGCAAGGUCUAUGUGGGAAACCUGGGAAAUAAUGGCAACAAGACAGAGCUGGAGAGGUCCUUUGGCUAUUAUGGGCCACUUCGCAGUGUCUGGGUAGCAAGGAACCCCCCAGGCUUUGCUUUUGUGGAAUUUGAAGAUCCAAGGGACGCAACAGACGCAGUGAGGGAGCUUGAUGGAAGGACACUAAGUGGUUCUCGUGUGCGAGUGGAGCUGUCCAAUGGUGAGAAACGCACCCGCAACCGGGGUCCUCCUCCCUCAUGGAGCAGACGUCCUCGAGAUGAACAUCGUGGGCGUCGUGGUAGCCCGCCCGCCAGGCGCAGAUCUCCACGAAGAAGGAGCUUCAGCCGCAGCCGAAGCAGGUCUCUCUCCAGAGACAGGAAGAGGGAGAGAUCUCUGUCCCGGGACAGAAACCAUAAACCCUCAAGAUCAUUCUCUCGAUCAAGGAGCCGCUCCAGAUCUACUGAGAGAAAGUAAGAAGAUUCACGGCAAUCGAUGGAUGAACAAAUACAGCCAUCCCUCUAGCGAGUUGUUUCAUGUGAUGGACUAUAAAUGACCCCUGGUCAUUGGUCUUUUUUUCUCUCUUUUUUUAACAAUCAAAUUUGCUUCUUUGUGACUUUCAAGGCAUCUAUUUCCUCUGUAUUUUGUAAAUAAGUGGGUAUGCAGGUGUAAUACGUUACUGAAAGGGCUGAACUUGAGAACCAACUUCUCAUUCAAAAUAGCAUAUAAGACAUCGAUGUUAGUCAAACAUUUAUUCCAGUGCCAAAAUUUACCCAAAAAAAUGCAAGUAAGUACAUAAAGUCAGUAUCGUCCAAAACAGACUUGUGAGAUUUGUGUACAAGAUUUCGGCAUGGCUUGAGUGUUUGAGUAUCUGUAUGUCUAAAAGUACCAGGUCAAGGAAAGGCCCUGUUUUAAAUAGUCUAGUGCUCACAUCACGUUUCCAUGUCAGCAAGAUUUGUCUGGAGGUGGUAAAAGGCUAUUGUCAUCUAUUCUAUGUUGAUUAAUAUAUGUAUCUUGUUGUCUAAUUGAUCUAUAGGAUUUUCGCUGUUCUUCCAGUUCCUGUUGGUAAAUAUUUGUCAAUGGGAAUAAUGGCACCCGUAUUCAGGAUAUUGGAAUCUAUUUGAGAAAAGAGAUGCAAAGUACUGAAUACAAUUAUCUCAAUUUUGGCUCUACAAUAUUCCACUUUUCCUUUGUACUAUUUGUAAUGUUCUCUGAAUUAAAAACUGGUUGUAGAAAAGUCUUCUGUUAACAUUUUGUGGGGAGAUAUAAAAUAUUAAACUGUCUACAGACCUCAAAGAUGUUCUUGCUUUGGAUGUAGAAUCAUCGAUAUGAAACUAGAAAAGAUUCAACUAUGCUUCAUCACAAAUCAACAGGGAAAUGCUGGGCUUCAUGAUGACAAACAAUGAUUAUAUUUCUUAUUUCUUUGGUAUUGAAGCAUACAGCAGAUUUCCAACAAGAGGUUGGAAAAUGUAUUCAUUUGAUUUGAGCAAACACUUUAGGUCAGAACAAAUGUUUUCUCUUUAUUCUUCCAAUUUGCACACUUUACUGUUUUGUUUUUUCUUCAGAUUCACCACAAGAUGUAGCUGAUUAAAUGGCGUGAUCAUUAUACAGAUGCAUCGUGUGCUGGGGACAAAAUGCCACUACAAUGUGCAGUUUUGUCACAAUGCCAUAGAUGUGAAGUUUUGAGGGAGUGUGCAAUUGGCAUGCUAACUGCAAGAAUGUCCAUCAGAGCUGUUGCCAGAUAAUUGAAUGUUCAUUCCUCUACCAUAAGCUGCCUCCAAUGUCAUUUUAGAGUGGAAAUGCUGCUGAGGAGUAUUUCUGUGUAUUGAAGCCCUUUUGUGGGGAAAACUCAUUGAUUGGCUGGGCCUGGCUCCCAAGUGGGUGGGUCUAGGCCCACCCAUGGCUGCACCCUGCCCAGUCAUGUGAAAUCCAUAUAUUAAGGCUUAAUUCAUUUAAAUUGGCUGAUUUCUUCAUAUGAACUGUAACUCAGUAAAAUCAAUAAAUUGUUGCAUGUUAAGUUUA
Molecule: messenger RNA, 2224 nt
Organism: Salvelinus fontinalis (brook trout)
Lineage: Eukaryota; Metazoa; Chordata; Actinopteri; Salmoniformes; Salmonidae
Product: serine/arginine-rich splicing factor 3
Exons: 7
Coding region: 167-679 (170 amino acids)
Biological process (GO): mRNA splicing, via spliceosome
Cellular component (GO): nuclear speck
Molecular function (GO): RNA binding
Source: RefSeq, a predicted model, not a curated record